AUGGAACCCCAAAAUGGAAUAUGGUUUAGACUGAACACAAUCACAUUAAAUCGAGAAAAAAUUGAAAACCCAGAUGGUCGGUUUUCCGGCGCGGUCCAUCGACAGCAAAACCUCAUCGGGGGUUGUUGUCUUCGAUCCAUCGACAACAAUGGGCAUGGGAAGCAUUUGGGUGAUUCUUCUUCAAUAGGAGGGGCUGCAGUCGACGUCUCCGGCAGGCCCGUCGUGGCUUCCUUUCUCAUCGUCCGUAGUGAAGGAGUCAGGGGUGUUUGGGUGGUGUUCCUCGACCAAUCGCCACAGAGGAAGGGGGUAGCUCUGGUGCUCCACUCGACUCCUUCCUUUCUCGUUGUAGGCUGUAGAUUUGAGCAGUAG
This is a messenger RNA of Lactuca virosa, 369 nucleotides long. Lineage: Eukaryota; Viridiplantae; Streptophyta; Magnoliopsida; Asterales; Asteraceae. The record is from the annotation of a GenBank genome assembly.